This is a messenger RNA of Carassius carassius (crucian carp), 1310 nucleotides long. Its product is annotated as NXPE family member 3-like. NCBI's taxonomy places the organism in Eukaryota, Metazoa, Chordata, Actinopteri, Cypriniformes, Cyprinidae. The record is from RefSeq and is a predicted model, not a curated record. The transcript has 6 exons. The coding region runs from base 1 to 1245 and encodes 414 amino acids.
AUGGCAUACGUUUAUGCGAGUGUGUAUGGGGAGGUUCUGGAUCAUCGUAAUGGAACAUACUCUGUUGUUCUUCUUGUGCCCUGGGAAGGUCAGGCACAAGUUUUUGUACGUCUUGAGCACUCCAGUGAGGUUGUGCAGAUUCUUAAAAAAUACAGAGAGUCUUCAUUCCCACGCAGCCACUAUAAUGGCCACUUUGAAGGUCCAAGCCCCAAAAACACCAGGAUCAGUGAAGUAGUAGAAUGCAAUCUUAAGUGGGGUGGAGAUGGAAGUUGGAGUAAAGGCAACUGCUGCUGUGAGUAUGAGGAUAUAAAAAUGGGGACGGUGUGGCAGUGUGAGAGACCGAAGAAACUUUCCUGUGACAAACUGGUUCAUCACUCAAUGGGAGGUUUUAAAAGCCCUUUAAAUGCAUUUGAGAAUCAACUUUUUACAAAGAAAUUAACAAAUGUUGCUAUUUCUGGACAAAAAAUAAACUUAAAUGUCCUUCCCAACACUGCAGGCAAUGGCACAAUGGAGAGAUGCAGAUCUGGCUUGACAACACCAGUUCCAGCUGGGUUCUAUUUAAAAGAUGUUUGGAAGUCUUUUAUAUGCAACACUCAACAGUUCAAUUCCACCCAAAUGGGAAAUUGUCUUAAAAACAAAAUGAUCUACUUGUUGGGAGACUCCACCACAAGGCAGUGGUUUGAGUAUUUAGAAAGAAAUGUGCCAGACUUAACAAGAAUGGAUCUGCACACUCCUCGUACAGGUGGACCCCUGAUGGCUGUGGAGAUGAAAAAUAAUAUAAUUGUUCACUGGAAGCCACACGGUGUUCCUUUGCGAUUUUAUAAAAUGCUCAUUACCGACCUGCAUCAUAUUGCCAAUGACAUUGAUGAAAUAGCUGGUGAUCCUCAUGCAGUUGUUGUCUUCACUAUCUUUGCCCAUCGGGUUUUCCACCCAAUAACAUUUUACAUCCAUGAAGUGGCCAAAAUCCGUCAGUCUGUUGUUGCGUUGCUGAGCCGUGCACCACAGACUACUGUCAUCAUCAAGUCUGGAAACACUGCAGGACGAAAGAAUAUUUUUCAAAGUGAUUGGUUAACCAUGCAGCUGAACACAGUGAUGCGAGAGAUGUUAAGAGAUGUUGAUGGAGUAAUCUACUUAGAUGUAUGGCAGAUGACUUCCUGUCACUAUCUACAAGAAAAUAUUCACCCAGGACCUGUUAUCGUUGCUAAUGAGGUCAAUCUGUUUCUGUCAUAUGUCUGUCCUAUCUGAUUAAUCAUUUACAAUUACACAGCCCCAAAGAAUAAUAUUUAUCUUGCUUUGCUAUCAUCAGCAAU